UAUUAUUUUAGAAACGAGAGUAUUUUCCUAAUUUUGUGUUGGCACAUUUGUUUGAACUACCAAACGUCAUCUCUAAAACCCUCACUCUCUCGGUCACUUACUUACACUCCCAAGAAUCAAGAUGAUGAAGCUAUGGCGAUUACUGCAACAGUCUAGGAUUUCAAUUGGGAAAUCUGUUAAUAUCAGAGACACUUCAGUGUUUCAUGAUCUUACAUUCCGGGCUGGCAUUUCAACUGCUCGUGAGGAUUUUACUAUCAAAGGGGCGGGGAAUUUUUUGCAACGAGUGUUUGCUCCGUUUUCCAUUUACAAGGGAAAAGCUGCACUCUCAGUUCAGCCUGUUCUGCCAACUUUUUCUAGGCUGAAUUCUGGGGAUCUUAAAGUCGAGCGAUAUGGUUCUAUAAUGUUAACUUUCUUGCCUGCCAUGGGAGAGCGCAAGUAUGACUAUGAAAAGAAGCAGAAAUUUGCUUUAUCGGCGACAGAAGUGGGGUCUUUGUUAAGCUUGGGUCCCAAGGAUUCCUUUGAAUGCUUUCAUGAUCCUGGAAUGUUAUCAAGUAAUGCUGGUCAAGUGAGAAAGAGCUUAUCAUUUAAGCCGCAUCCAGAAGGUGGUGGUUAUUUCGUAUCAUUAACUGUUGUUAACAACGCUUUGGGAACCAAUGAGCGGUUGAACAUUCCUGUCACUGCUGGUGAAAUUGCAGUUCUCAAAACAGCUUGCAGUUUUGCAUUGCCUCAUCUCAUGGGUUGGGAUCGGCUGACUGCUCAAGCACCAAGAAACAUAGUAGGAAAUCCGCCAAAAGUGGAUCCAAGAAAGACAGUUUCAGAAUGGGAUAGAUGAAGCCAUAUCCGGUGGAAGGUUUGUUUGCACUGCUUGCUAGCAUCAUCUCGUAUUAGAUCAUUUCAAAAUGGGUUUUGCUAUAGACUGGCCUUUUGAAGCACACCGACCCAUAUUUUAUCCUUGUAAAUUUUGAAACUAUCUGUUCUUAUAGUGAAUAUGUGCUUCUCUGUAAUAGUCCGUCUUCGGGUCGUUUAAGAAUGAUGUAUUCAAACUCAAUCAAACUGAAUUUGUUGGUUUA
Molecule: messenger RNA, 1070 nt
Organism: Mercurialis annua (annual mercury)
Lineage: Eukaryota; Viridiplantae; Streptophyta; Magnoliopsida; Malpighiales; Euphorbiaceae
Product: single-stranded DNA-binding protein WHY2, mitochondrial
Exons: 8
Coding region: 122-832 (236 amino acids)
Biological process (GO): defense response; regulation of DNA-templated transcription
Molecular function (GO): single-stranded DNA binding
Source: RefSeq, a predicted model, not a curated record